AGGCAUGCAGAUUGGUACUGAGAGGGAGGAGAGAGAGAUCAGGGCAGAAGAGGAAGAAGAGACCCCGCAGAUUGCGGGGUUCGGGCGAGAGAGGCAUGACAUACGGACCGUAGAGAAACCCACCACAUUGACCCUCACAGUGCGCCUUGAGGAGAAAAACAAGCAGCGCGUCACAUCUAGAAGAUCCCUGCUGCGCGAGCACAACUGUCGCGGUGCAGAUCGAACGUCGACCACCACCCAACUAUUCUCCUCGUGCAUCUCCCGUUAGCAGUUCUCUCUGGACGGACCGGCUCUGCCUGGCUGUGUGGAGCCAUGCCACCAUGCCGUUACCGAAUCGGUGCCCUGCCAGCGCUGCUCUGUCUCUGUAUCGGUAUGAUUUGGACCGGCGUCGCGGCAGAAACACAAGCUGAGAUCGACACCACACCUCCACCUUCCUCCCCCUCCCCCUCUCCAGCCAUAGGGAACACAGACAGAAACUUACCCAGGGGGAGAGGGCCCGAGGCUGGGUUAGGGCCCAGGGUGGGAAGAGGGCCCGAGGCUGGGUUAGGGCCCGGGGUGGGGAUGAGUGCCGCUGGUGAUCUGCUAGAGUCAGUCCUGGCUCAGAAGGAUCAUCUCUUCUCCCAGACAGGGGGAAUGGUCCUGCCCUCAGCUCUGCCCCAGGACCUGCUGCCUCUCCUGGGGAGAGAAAUGAGCACAGGGGGCCUGUCUGGAGGUCUAUCUCUGGAUCAACAGGGUCUGUUGAAGAGGAUACAACCCCCAGUUUCACAACCCCACGACAGCGGAUCACCCCUCCCUUCACAGCUCUCCCAGCCCGACAGCAACCCCCUCACCUCCUCCUCUCAGCCCGUGAUGCACACACUGCCGGGACAGCGAGAUGAGGUCACCACUAUCGUCACGGCGACCGUGGACGCAGACACAGACAUGGAUGCAGAAACACCUUCACCGGCUGUGUCUGGCUGUAUGGUGAAUUUCUCCGACCCCGAGGGAUACAUAGACUCUUCUGACGACCCCCCCCUCCCAGAUGGAACAUUCCUACACUGUACAUACACCGUCACUGUGUACACAGGCUAUGGAGUCGAGCUACAGGUGAAGAGUGUGAAUCUGUCAGAGGGAGAGCAGCUGUCAAUCAGAGGGGUGGAUGAGGGCGGGGCCUUGCUGGUUCUGGCCAAUCACACACUGCUGGUGGAGGGUCAGGUGAUCCGAAGUCCGACCAAUACCAUCUCAGUAUACUACCGCUCCUCGCCUGAGGGGAGCAUAGGCAUGUUCCAGCUACACUACCAAAUAUUCCGUCUGAGCUGUGCCCUGCCGAGGAGGCCUCACUUUGGGGAGGUGUCCGUGCUGGACUUGCUGCCAGGGGGCACUGCCCGCUUCCACUGCCAUAUGGGCUACCACCUGCAGGGGGCAGUGGCACUCACCUGUCUGAACACAUCUCUGCCUGUCUGGAGCAGCAAGGAGCCAAGCUGUAGAGCGCUGUGUGGAGGGUCAGUGAAAAAUGCUACAGUAGGGAGAAUCUUGUCCCCCUCUCCCCGCCUGGGUCCCACCGCCACCCAUGACCGCUCCUGCUCCUGGUCCCUGGAGGCCCCCACUGCACAGAGACUACACCUGCACCUGGAGAGACUGGCCCUCGAACCCACUGACAGACUUGUGUUAUGGAGCGGUCUGGAUGCUGGGUCUGUGGUGCUGUUUGACUCUGGGCGGGGUGGUCCAAUACCAUUUGAAGGGGUGAUCAGUGAGGGUCCAGCAGUCAGGGUUCAGUUCAUCACAGACCAACCUAACCACAAUACAGGCUUCAACAUCCGUUAUGAGGCUUUUGAGCGUGGGCACUGUUAUGAGCCCUACCUGCAGAAUGGUAACUUCAGCACCACUGACCAGGUCUAUGGGGUUGGAGCUGUGGUGCAGUUCAGCUGUGAUCCUGGUCACUCUCUGGAGCAGGGGCCGCCCGUCAUAGAGUGUAUCAAUGCCAGAGACCCCUACUGGAACGACACGGAACCACUCUGCAAAGCUCUGUGUGGGGGGGACCUGGCAGGUCCAGUGGGUGUUAUCCUGUCUCCUAACUGGCCAGAGUGGUAUGGAGAGGGAGAGGACUGCAGCUGGAGGAUACAUGUAGAGGAGGACAAGCGCGUGCUGCUCAACGUACAGCUUUUGAACCUAAGUGACAGUGACAUGUUGACCAUCAUGGAUGGUGAUGAGGUCAACCCCCAUAUUCUGGGCCAGUACGUGGGUGGGGCCGGGCCCUUCAAGAUACAGUCCACAACCCCUGACCUCACCGUGACCUUCCACUCCGACCCUGCCGGCCUUGUCUUCGGCAAGGGAGAGGGCUUCAUCAUCAACUACAUGGAGGUGUCCCGUAACGACUCGUGCCCGGACCUCCCGGAGAUCCAGAAUGGCUGGAAGACCACGUCCCAUACUGCCCUGGUGCGGGGUGCUCGCAUCACCUACCAGUGUGACCCCGGCUAUGACCUGGUUGGACGAGAGACUCUGACCUGUCAGCUAGAUCUCACCUGGAGCACACAGCCCCCCUUUUGCGAGAAGAUAAUGUACUGUUCAGAUCCGGGUCAUGUAGAACAUUCCACCAGGUCUCUGUCAGACCCUAAACUCCUGGUUGGGACCACCAUCCAGUACAGCUGCUACCCCGGCUUCAUCCUGCAGGACGGCUCUACACUCACCUGCUACGGACGAGAGCCCGGAACCCCUGUCUGGACAUCCAAAUUGCCUCACUGUGUCUCGGAGGAAUCUGUUUCCUGUGAGAACCCUGGUCUUCCUGACAACGGGUACCAGGUCCUGUCCAAGCGUCUCUACCUGCCCGGCGAGUCGCUCACCUUUGUCUGUUACCAAGGUUAUGAGCUCAUCGGCGAAGUCGCCAUCAAGUGUAUCCUGGGAAAUCCGUCAUUUUGGAGCGGACCACUCCCUCUGUGCAGGGCCAACCAUGACUGCUUUGGCAACCAUGCUUUGGAAGUUGCGGAAGCAGCUGCCGGGUCAGGUCUGGAUGGAGGUAACAUGGCAUUGGCUAUCUUCAUCCUUGUACUUUUGCUCUCCGUGCUGCUGGGAGGAGCCUAUGUCUACGUCACACGGUGUCGCUACAACUCCAACCUGCGGCUGCCACUCAUCCACCCACACCCCUACAGCCAGAUCACAGUGGAGAGCGAGUUUGACAACCCACUCUACGAGACAGGAGGGGACACCCGUGAAUAUGAGGUAUCAAUAUGAUGACUUUCUCAACUGUCAGAAUCCCAAAAUGAAGAAGCUUCCACCCACCCAACCAAACCCACUCCCUACCCUUUCUCCCAUAUCCUCAGCCCCACCAAAAAGGAAGUGAUGUAAAUACAGACUGACUAUAGAUCUGCCCCUUCCCCCCAUGACCCUGUCCUCCAAUCACAGAAAGAGGAAACAGCGAGAGGGAAGAUGAGUAGGGAAAGGAAUGGAGAGGAGAGGAGAGGGGGAGAAAAUAGGAAGAGAGGACAGGAGAUACUGGGUGUUUCUCAAUAUUCUUACUACCAUUCUCUGAGCAUGGUUGGAGUAUGAGUCCAAAUCAAAGUAUGCGAAAUGGGGUGCGUAAUUUGCUUGUAAACAUUUCGAAGUGUGCAUCAACGCAAGCUUCAACUGAAAUAUUCCCAGGAUUGUUGACGCAAUCACAUAAAAAACAACGCAACAUUUCUUGAAAUCAAUGGCGGCUGGUUUUGAGCUGAACCGAGAGAAAAUGAACUCCGACUUUGGAAUGAAAAGUUGCCCACUCACAUCUCAUAUGUUGCCUGACUACAAUAUUUUAUCUUGAUCUUGUUCAUUUUGGCAUUUUUAACUGCCUAGAAUAUCCACUGUAGUAGUGUGCAUAGACUGCAGGCUAACUGAUGAAGAAUUGGUAGCUAACUUUAGCUAGCUACUGUUAUCCACAAAGAAUUCGUAGCUAAUGUUGGCCAUCCACCCUUCAUAACAUUUAGUUUUAGGUUGUUGUUUUUUUGUACAACUAGCUGGCUAGCUAGAUUAAUCUGAUUCACAUAUAGCUAGCUGAUAAUUACAAGCUUGGGUUUGCUUUAUGUAGUUCGUGUUUUGUCUGUAUUGGUCAAAGUUAAUACAAUUGAACGGGAGUGCGCAGUGCUUCUCAAAUGUACAUUUGUAUGCAUUCUCCACACUCUCGUCCUCACAAGAAUGUACUCAAGAGAACGUCCUCGGAGAACGAACUCGGAGCAUGAGAGUGUGGAGCAUGGCAGCAGCAUAUUGAGAAACACCCACUGUGAACAGAGCUGCAGGCGUUGGGAGAUAAAGAGACAAACACUAUUUACUCAUGUGCCUACUAUUAGCUAUCAAAUACAGGGACAGAGGGAGGGACAGAGGGGAAGGAAUAGGUGGGGAGAGAGGGAGACAGAAGGAGGAUGAUGGGUGAGAGGUAUGGAAGGGGUGGCAGAGAGAGGAGAGGAUAGAAGCAAAGGGAACUAAAGUAUUGGUACAUGAAUGGGGUCUAUUGAGAUGUAAAACGUAGGGGUAAAUUGGCACCUUAGAAUCUGACAGAGGAAGUGAGGUUACUAUCUCUUCCUGUCUGGGCCCCAUCUUCCUGCAUUUCUAAGGCCUUGUCUUAGAACAGUUUGUAGUACUGGUUUUACCAUAGUAACUGACCUUCCAUGUGCAAGCUCAACCAACCAACCAUAACUACAGCAGAAAAGUCCGGCACCAGAUUAUGUAUUUAUUUUGAUGUAAAUGUGAUGUUUUUUGCAGAUUAAUUCAUGUACAUUUUCAUUUUGAGAAGAAAAAAAUAAAAUAUGUACCAUGUUACUGAUUUCCUGAAAUAAAUGGUCAAAUAAAAAGUAUAAUAGAAUCUUUCUAAAAAAUUUAAAAAAAAAAAAAAAAAAAACACUUGUCUUUGUCAUCUGUUAUUUCUU
Molecule: messenger RNA, 4871 nt
Organism: Oncorhynchus tshawytscha (Chinook salmon)
Lineage: Eukaryota; Metazoa; Chordata; Actinopteri; Salmoniformes; Salmonidae
Product: seizure 6-like protein
Exons: 17
Coding region: 313-3207 (964 amino acids)
Biological process (GO): synapse maturation
Cellular component (GO): endoplasmic reticulum; neuronal cell body
Source: RefSeq, a predicted model, not a curated record